AUGUCCUCGCCACGGUCACCCCCGAAGAGACGCCACAACGUCUCCCAAGCCUGCAUCAACUGUCGACAGAGGAAGAAGAAAUGCGACGGCCGGCCUCCGGUAUGCUCGUCUUGCGCCGCCUACAAGGACGAUUGUGUGUGGACGACCAAGACAGACUGGCGGCGGGCCGUAUCGCGCACCGAAGCCAACUUGCUUCGGCAGCGUGUCGAUGAAUUGGAGGCUCAACUGCGGAUCCAGAACGCAGGACAGAAAGAUGGGGGCAGCAGCACCGAUCCGUCGUCUUACCAGCCCUCGUCAUCACAGCAGUCUCAUGCGCCACGGCCGCAAGAUAUUGCCGGACCGAAUCAGCAGGCGUAUUUCGAGCAGUCGCAUGGCGUGUCGGGACCUUUCCCUCCUGUCGGGGCUGGGGUGUCGUUUCGACCAGACAUGGGGGUCGGGCAGGCUGGACCGUCGGGCCUCGCUCCACCGCGUCCCAACAUGGGACGCAGCACCGAGGGUGUCCCACAGUCGACGUCUAUUUCACCUCGGACGCAGGCGUCGCGCAGCGGGGCAAGUUCCACCAACCCACAAGUCCAGCCACUGGAUCUGCACGGCGACAUCGACGAUAUGAUGGUCCAAGAUGAGAGGGGGAGGCUACGACUACACGGGCCACAGUCAGCCUUUCGCCACUCCAGAAUGCCUGAACCUGCUUCUGAACAACGGCAGGAACAGGCUGGGUUUGCGCGUUUCCUUCCAGACUUUUUCUUCACACGAGAACAACACGACAUAGCCCUUGACCGGUUCCUGCGCUACUUUGGAUGCUGGGCUCAACGCGUAACGCCACACCUUUUCUAUCGCGAUAUGGAAAUUGCGCAGUGGACCGAAGUGUCCGAGCUCCCAGUCAUGGCACCGAAUUACUCGCCGUUGCUACACAACUAUGCUCUCGCUGUCGGCCUUGCGUUCAGUGACGAGGAACAUCUCCGUGCACAAUCGACGCGUCGGCUGUUCGCAAAGGAGGGAGACAGUACUCUGGAACGCGAAUGCUCGACGCCGUGCGUCGGGACAGUCCAAGGACUAGCGGUCCGUGCGAGCUGGGCCAGCACCAUGGGCGACUACUCGCUUGGCUGGGUACACCAGGGUCUGGCUACGCGUGUGUGCUAUGCGCUCGGCCUCAACGUGGAUACAAGCUCUCUUGUGGCUAAGGGCAAGCUCGACCACGAGUCGGCUGUCCAGCGCAACGUCACGUUCUGGACAUGUUACUGCCAGGAGACGUUAUGGUCGCAAUACAUUGGGCGUAAACCUGUUUUGAUGGAGUACUCUGUCCCGCUCCCAACCGCCGACCCCGCCACGGAUGCAACGCUGUGGAUGUGGCCUCUGGGCGCACACCAAGCACUUGCGCCGCAGAAGAGCUACCUCAGCACAGCGUUCAUCCACACUGUCAUCCUUAUUCAGGCGUGUACUGAAAUCACGCGAACAAUGUACGCUGGCCGAGCGGACAAGUCGGCCCUGGUGGAGAACGGCACUGUCGAGCGUUUCAGCGACACACUGGACCGCAUUUUGGAAGACCUGCCUAGUGAACUUUCUGUUGAUCCAACCAAGCCCGACCCUGUGCUGCCCCAUAUCCUAAUGGUCCACCUCACCUUUUCGUGGACUGUGGUUCUCCUCUACCAGCCCUUCUCGCAGGUCACGCGGGCUGUGCCCGAUGGUGAUUUCGAGAGGAUUGGCCUGAUUGCCAUGACGCGAUGUCACCAGGCGGCAUUGAGGAUUGUGCAGCUCGCGGCCGUAUGGGACGAACAGCAUUCACUGCGCUUCACGCCGCCGACCCUGUCGGCCAUCAUCUACUCUGCCGGCACGAGUUUCCUGCUUGCUGCCGCACAGGCUGGCCUGCCGUCCCAGACCGCAGCGGCGAUGCAGAAAGUACACGACUGCCUGGGCUUUCUCGAGGAAAUUGGACGGACAUGGAAGGCGGGCCGCCAACAGGCCGCGGUCCUGCGCGGCCUGUUGAACGAGUGCGCCCAGGCCACCCGCCAGGUCCCCGCCCUACUGGGUAUCGAGCGCGGCUGGGAUGGGCCGCAAACAGAGCAGCCCUCGUAUCACGAACCAGAACCAGGAUGGACGGCGGGGGGAGACGACUCGUUUGAUGACUUUGUCCGCUCGUUGUUGGACCAGCAGACAUUCCCGCUCGCGGGGUAUGACUCGAUGCCGAUGAACGGGUUCUUGAAUUAG
This is a messenger RNA of Cutaneotrichosporon cavernicola, 2205 nucleotides long. RefSeq lists its product as uncharacterized. Bases 1 to 2205 code for a protein of 734 amino acids. The transcript is spliced from 9 exons. Gene Ontology annotation, biological process: regulation of DNA-templated transcription; DNA-templated transcription. The record is from RefSeq and is a predicted model, not a curated record. Lineage: Eukaryota; Fungi; Basidiomycota; Tremellomycetes; Trichosporonales; Trichosporonaceae. Gene Ontology annotation, molecular function: zinc ion binding; DNA-binding transcription factor activity, RNA polymerase II-specific; DNA binding.